Molecule: messenger RNA, 1293 nt
Organism: Monoraphidium neglectum
Lineage: Eukaryota; Viridiplantae; Chlorophyta; Chlorophyceae; Sphaeropleales; Selenastraceae
Exons: 4
Coding region: 1-1293 (430 amino acids)
Biological process (GO): regulation of translational fidelity
Cellular component (GO): cytoplasm
Molecular function (GO): double-stranded RNA binding; tRNA binding; nucleotidyltransferase activity
Source: RefSeq, a predicted model, not a curated record
AUGGCAGGCGAACCAGACACUGAGGUCAGCCUGACGAAAAUAGCAGGCUGCGACUCAAACGGCGGCGCCGCGCUGGCAGCUGCGCUGUCGGCGCUGCAGCAAGCCGGCGAGCUGCUGCGGCGCGGGCAGCUGGUGGCGCUGCCGACAGAGACGGUGUACGGCCUGGCGGCGAGCGCACUGGACGCGACAGCGGUGGCGCGCAUAUUUGCGGCCAAGGGGCGGCCUGCGGACAACCCGCUGAUCGUCCACGUCAGCGACAUGGCCAUGCUGAGGGGGCUCUACCCAGGUCAGGACGACCCUGUCCCGCCAGUGUACCGCGCCGCCAUCGCCGCGCACUGGCCCGGCCCGCUAACCAUCCUACUGCCCGCCAGUCCGCUCGUCCCGCCGGCGGUCACCGCCGGCCACCCCACGAUGGCGGUCCGCAUGCCGUCCCACCCAGUCGCGCGCGCCGCAAUCGCUGCGGCCGGCGUUCCGCUCGCGGCGCCAAGCGCCAACAGCAGCGGGCGGCCGUCGCCCACCGCGGCGAGCCACGUGCUGGCGGACCUUUCAGGCCGGCUGCCCCUGGUGCUGGACGGCGGGGCAUGCGGCUGUGGCGUCGAGAGCACGGUGCUGGACGGGCUGCGGUUGCCGCCAGCGGUGCUGCGGCCGGGGGGCGUGACGGCCGAGGCGCUGGCGGCGCUGCCGGGGCUGGAGGCGCUGCAGGUGUACAGCCGGGAGUUCAGCGACGCGGCACUCGAGGCGGCCCCCACCACUCCGGGCAUGAAGUACCGCCACUACAGCCCCAACGCCCCCCUCGUUUUGGUGGAGCCUCCUGCCCAGCAGCAGCAGCAGCAGCAGCAGCAGCAGCAGCAGCAGCAGCACGAUCAAGAGCAGCAGCAAGUGGGCCCAGAGGGAGAUGCAUCGGUGGGAGCGGGGGUGGCAGCGGCUGCCCUUGAGGCGGUGGCACGGCUGCAGCUCGAGGGCCGGCGGCGCGUCGCGCUCCUGCGCACCACGCUGCCGGACGCUACAGCUCCGGGGUGGCUGCCAUCUGCCAGCGUUGCCCUCGGUCGCGGCGGCGAGGACGGCGUUGAGGGCGUGGAGGACGCUGCGGCGCCAGCCCUGCAGUACUGCCUCGGCCCGAUGUCCCGCCCAGACGAGGUGGCGCGCAGAUUGUUUGCGGGCCUGCGGGACGCCGAGGCAGCCGGCGUUGACGCCAUCGUGGUGGAGGGGGUCUUGGAGGGUGGGGAGGGCCUGGCCGUGAUGAACCGGCUGCGCAAGGCGGCAAGCGGCAUCGUGCAUGCAGCGCAGCGUUGA